GCGCCCACUCCCCCUCUUCCUCGCGCCCCGCCGCUCGCCGCCCGCAGCCGGGCGCCGGCGCGCUCGGCUCUUUCCGCCGCCGCCGCUGCCGCGCGCUGCCCCGUGCGCUCCGGCACCUUCGGCAAUUUCCGUCGGGCCCUGGCCGCCAUUUUCUCUCCGCUUGUGUGUCUCGCCGGCUGCGUGGCUCGGUUCUUGUGAGCGAAGCUUUGUCCGGUUCGGCAAUGGACGGAAUUGUCACUGAAGUUGCAGUUGGCGUGAAGAGAGGAUCUGACGAACUACUCUCAGGCAGUGUUCUCAGUAGUCCAAACUCUAACAUGAGCAGCAUGGUGGUUACAGCCAAUGGUAAUGAUAGUAAAAAAUUUAAAGGAGAAGAUAAAAUGGAUGGUGCUCCUUCUCGUGUACUUCAUAUUCGAAAAUUACCGGGUGAAGUGACAGAAACUGAAGUUAUUGCUUUAGGCUUACCUUUUGGUAAGGUGACCAACAUCCUUAUGCUGAAAGGAAAAAAUCAGGCAUUUUUGGAACUAGCAACAGAGGAAGCAGCUAUUACUAUGGUUAAUUACUAUUCUGCUGUGACACCUCACCUUCGUAACCAACCAAUUUAUAUUCAGUACUCCAAUCACAAAGAACUAAAAACAGAUAAUACAUUGAACCAACGUGCUCAAGCGGUUCUUCAAGCUGUGACAGCUGUCCAGACAGCAAAUACUCCUCUUAGUGGCACCACAGUUAGUGAGAGUGCAGUGACUCCAGCCCAGAGUCCAGUGCUGAGAAUAAUUAUUGACAAUAUGUAUUACCCUGUAACACUUGAUGUUCUUCACCAAAUAUUUUCUAAGUUUGGUGCUGUAUUGAAGAUAAUCACAUUUACAAAAAAUAACCAGUUUCAAGCUCUUCUCCAGUAUGGCGAUCCAGUAAAUGCUCAGCAAGCAAAACUAGCCCUAGAUGGUCAGAAUAUUUAUAAUGCUUGCUGUACCCUAAGGAUUGAUUUUUCCAAACUUGUGAAUUUGAAUGUAAAAUACAACAAUGAUAAAAGUAGGGAUUAUACUCGACCUGAUCUUCCAUCUGGGGAUGGACAACCUGCAUUGGACCCAGCUAUUGCUGCAGCAUUUGCCAAGGAGACAUCUCUCUUAGGGCUUCCUGUUGCAGCUGUUCCAGGAGCUCUGAGUCCUUUGGCUAUUCCAAACGCUGCUGCAGCAGCUGCUGCAGCUGCUGCUGGCCGAGUGGGUAUGCCUGGAGUCUCAGCUGGUGGCAAUACAGUCCUGUUGGUUAGCAAUUUAAAUGAAGAGAUGGUUACGCCCCAAAGUCUGUUUACCCUCUUCGGUGUUUAUGGAGAUGUGCAGCGUGUGAAGAUUUUGUACAAUAAGAAAGACAGUGCUCUAAUACAGAUGGCUGAUGGAAACCAAUCACAACUGGCCAUGAAUCAUCUUAAUGGACAGAAGAUGUAUGGAAAAAUUAUUCGUGUUACUCUGUCUAAGCAUCAGACUGUACAACUACCUCGAGAGGGACUUGAUGAUCAAGGGCUAACAAAAGAUUUUGGUAAUUCCCCACUGCAUCGUUUUAAGAAACCUGGAUCCAAAAAUUUUCAGAACAUUUUUCCUCCUUCUGCAACCCUUCACCUAUCCAAUAUCCCUCCUUCAGUAGCAGAAGAGGAUCUACGAACACUGUUUGCUAACACUGGGGGCACUGUGAAAGCAUUUAAGUUUUUUCAAAGAGAUCACAAAAUGGCUCUUCUUCAGAUGGCAACAGUGGAAGAAGCUAUUCAGGCCUUGAUUGAUCUUCAUAAUUAUAACCUUGGUGAAAAUCAUCAUCUGAGAGUGUCUUUCUCCAAGUCAACAAUUUAAAAAAGGGGAGAUGAAGAUUGGCGGUGAAUCACAUUGUUUGGUGUCAACACCUAUUGACUGUUCAGAAAAGUGGGGACCAGAGUUUGAUUUUUUUUGUUGUUUUCUUUCUUUUUUUUUCUUCUUUUUUCCCAUGCUGUUAUCAUUCCUUGGUUAUAAAAUGACAUGGCAUAUGUAAAGGCAGAGUUAUUAACUGCUCUCUUUCAUCUGUUCUGUAGAGAAGCCAUUUUUAUUGUCUGUUUAAAAUUUUAAUUUUACUUUCCUUUUUCAACUUAGUUGACAUACGUGCCUUAAAAAGGAAAACUAGUGUUGCUAUUGUGCAUUUACUAGAAGAAAGGAAUUGGUUGUCUAGGGCACAUUGUUAAAUGGGAAUUAACAAUAUGUUUAGGCAGGGGUGUGUAAAAAGGUUAAGUUUUUGUUUCUCCUGCUUGGAACUUAUUUUGAAUUAUUGGCUUGUCACAUUUCUUUAUAUUUAAUCAAAUAAGAUACAUGAUACUGAAAGAAUAAAGCAGCAUUUUUUUAGUUUUUACUACCUUAGGCUUUAUUGCUUUGAAAAAACAUUGGCCUUUUGUAUCUCACAAUUCUGGUCUAGAUUCAGUUAUGAAUGUAGGCAUUAGUUAAAAUUAACAAGAUGCAGAGUAUUAAUUUCUUAAGACAACAAAGUGAUUUCUGUAAGUUUGAGCCCUAUGUGGAAAGCAUUGUGGAAUCUUAACCUUUUUGAACACACUCUUGUGGGACGUAUCAUAUAAAUGUCAGCACUAAGUAACGUCUUGUUUGUGGCUGAAUAUUUUUCGUAGAUGUUUUUGAAGUUGACAUGAUUUAUGUGCAUUUAAAUAUAUAUUGCCAUCCUUAGUUUGUAAUUAAGAUUUGGAAUACGGUUGUGGAUUUCUGAGCAUGUGCAGACUGGUCUAGCUAGUUCAGGAACUGGUGCAUGUAUUUUUCAAAGAUAAAAGAAAGUGUACUGCGAAAAUUUGCAGGAAGAUUAAUUUUGUGGCAGUUUUCUAAAACUGACAACCAGGUGGGACCAAAGUUUAUGUGCCUUUAGUCUUAAUUUACCUUGCAUUGUAAUAUUCAGUUUUAAUAAAUCUUCAAAAUAUUUUGUAUUUAGGAAUAGAUCUGACUUUGACUUUAAUAAAAACAUGGCUCAGAAUCUACAGGUCAAAUUAAUUUGAACAGUUCUUGUCAAUCUGAAUUGUUGAUUCUGUUUAAAUGACCAAUACUUUUUCAAAUUGAUGUACUUAGUUUCAAGGUUCAUAGAUUCUGUUAUCUAUGUAGACAGAAUGGUCAUGUAUAUUUUCUAUUAGUUGAGUUUUUACAUCUUUAGAAAUGUAAAAUUCAGUAUAGUUUGAAAGCGGCACAAUUAAAAAUUAAUUUUCUAACAAAGUUGGGAGGUUUGAUGGUUGUUUAAUUUCCUUUUGUGUGUACUCUGCUUACCUCUGUAGCAUGCUCAAUAAACACUUCUGUAGCUCUGUA
Messenger RNA from Balaenoptera acutorostrata (minke whale), 3305 nucleotides. It is a transcript of the gene PTBP2, whose product is annotated as polypyrimidine tract binding protein 2. Gene Ontology annotation, molecular function: mRNA binding. The coding region runs from base 222 to 1835 and encodes 537 amino acids. The record is from RefSeq and is a predicted model, not a curated record. Gene Ontology annotation, cellular component: nucleus. The transcript is spliced from 14 exons. Lineage: Eukaryota; Metazoa; Chordata; Mammalia; Artiodactyla; Balaenopteridae. Gene Ontology annotation, biological process: mRNA processing; regulation of RNA splicing.